AAAUAUUCUAGGUUUACAGACGGCAGCUCAUAGUUGUGGAUAUCCUGAUAUGAGAAGAUGUACAGAAUGAGAACCAGCAGGAAGAAGGUCACAUUCAGCGAGGAGCCCAUGUUCUUGGGUUCCGCAGGAAGGAAUGAUAUUGGCCAUUCUGGAGUUCUGGAGCAUUACCAUUAUCUCAUUGUGAAGCAUCUCACUCUCACAUCUCCUGUGUAUAAAAGGCUGAAAGAAAAUGGAAUUCUGACAACUGAGCAGAUAGGACUGCUGGAGCUAGAAGAGUCUUCAGACCGAAAAGUUGCCAAACUUAUUGACGUGCUGAAAAGUAAAGACCAUUAUUUGUUUACAACCUUCUGUGCUGUCCUUCAUGAGACUGGUCACCAUCACCUUGCCCAAAUGUUACAGAAGGCAGCAAGUAACAAAACAUCUUUGUUACCUGAAGGUAAGAUUAUCUGA
Molecule: messenger RNA, 450 nt
Organism: Bufo bufo (common toad)
Lineage: Eukaryota; Metazoa; Chordata; Amphibia; Anura; Bufonidae
Product: caspase-2-like
Exons: 3
Coding region: 58-450 (130 amino acids)
Biological process (GO): regulation of apoptotic process
Source: RefSeq, a predicted model, not a curated record